AGGGGCGACGACGACGCCAAAGGAAACCCAAAAGCACCACCCUCCUCCCUCCAUCCGUCCAUCCAUCCAUCACCCUCCUCGCCUCGCCUCUCCGUCCCAUUCCCCCGCCCUCCUCCCAACCAAUCCCGUGCCACUGCCCCGCCCACUCCGGACUCCAUCCUCCAACUCCACCUGCCUGCCGGACGCCGGCGACCGACGGGAGAGGCGCCGAGCGGCUCUGGAUUGGAACCUGCUCUCGAGGCGGUAGGCGCGCCAUGGGGUGCGUGUUCUCCAGGCGGGAGAAGCGGGAGGGGUCGGCGCGGCCGCAGGGCCGGUCCGUCCAGCCGCAGCCGUACCACCACCAGCAGCACCAGCAGCAGGCGCUCGGGGCGGUCUUCGACGCGCGCCGGGGCCGCUACGGCCCCACCGACUUCGACUCCGGGGAGAUCGCCAUCCCGCCGCCGCACAAGCCCCACAAGGUAUCAGAACCAGGUACGUUUAUAGGAAGAGCCAGCAUCGCUGGCCUGGAAAAGGCCGUCGAGGUGUUAGAUACCCUUGGCAGCGGCAUCGCAAGUUUGAAUCACGGCAGUGGGUUUCUCUAUGGGGGAACAACCCGAGGAAAUAAAGUCGAGAUUCUGGCAUUCGAAGUCGCAAAUACGAUAGCUAAAGCCUCCAAUUUGUGGAGGUCAUGCUCCGACGAUAAUAUAAGAGAACUCAAGGAAGAAAUCUUGCAUUCAGAUGGCGUGCGGAUAUUAAUCUCCUCAGAUCCCAGCGAGCUCCUGCAUAUUGCUGCCAUCGACAAAAGGGAAGAACUCGCCAUCCUUUCAAGAGAAGUAAUUCGAUUUGGUGACCUGUGUAAAGACCCCAUAUGGCAUAACUUGGGACGCUAUUUUGAGAAGUCGACAAAAGACUCCAUGCCUCAGGAUCAUUCAAAAGAGCAUAUCGGAACUACUGUCCAGCAUUUGAUUAGCUUGGCUCAAAACACUUCUGAGCUUUACCAUGAAUUGCACGCGCUGGAUAGAUUUGAGCAGGAUUUUCAAAGAAAAUUUCAUGAAGAGGAGUCUGUACCGGCAGCUAGAAGAGAGAGUGUUAUGAUUUUGCACAGUGAACUAAAGCGCCAAAGGAAGCUUGUGAAAACUUUGAAGAAGAAAUCCUUGUGGUCCAGACCUUUGGAGGAUGUUGUGGAAAAGCUUGUUGAUAUCGUCAUUUUUCUUGAUAAACAAAUCCGGGAUGCAUUCGGCGAAGCUGUUCCUGUAGGUACUGACUUCAUGGAGCAAGGUCAGAGUAAAAGGCUAGGUGCCUGUGGUCUGGCACUACAUUAUGCUAACAUUAUCAAUCAAAUUGAAAAUAUAGUUUCUCGGCCGCUCUCUCUUCCUCCUAGCGCUAGGGACAACUUGUACCAUGGACUGCCAGAAACAGUGAAGUCGGCUCUGCGGCCACGGUUGCAAUCAGUCAAAACUGAAGAUGAGGAGCGUUCUGUAUCUCAAAUCAAAGCCGAAAUGCAGAGAACCCUUCGCUGGCUGCUGCCAAUAGCAGAAAAUACGACAAGAGCACACCAAGGAUUCGGAUGGGUCGGCGAAUGGGCAAACUUUGGGAGUGACAUGGACGAGAAAUCGGGCUCCCGGCACAGCGUGACCCGGGUGCAGACGCUGCACCACGCCGACAAGGCCAAGACGGAGGAGCACAUGCUGGAGCUGGUGGUGCUGCUCCACCACCUGGUGCUCCAGGUGAAGAGCCGAGGCUACGGGCACAACAAGUCGACAAGGCGGGAACGGUCUCGGUCCCGCAAGGGCGGACCGUCGUCGUCGUCGGAACCGCCGCAUCAUGAAGCAGACACCACCAGGCACAACACGUCGCCGAUGAACAACAGCCAUGGCAGCACGUGCCCUAGCCCGCUGUCGGACUCUGAUCGCGAGACGCUGGACCACCUGAGCUUCAAGCGGACGACCAGCUAUGGCCGGAGCAAGAGCUGCGAGCCUCGGCCUGGCAGGGGGAACAAGGCGCACCGGAGCUGGGACUCGUGCCGGAGUCACGGCAGCUCGCCGGCGAGGGAGUUCGGCCGGGGCUCGACCUCCGGGCGUGAGAUGGUGAGGGACCUGGAUGUGAUAGAUGGGCUGGGUAGACUGACUCUUUCGUUUAGUUAGAGAGAGGGAGUGUGUGAGAGAGAGGAGAGGUUUGGUUUGCACAGGGUGAGAGUAGGUAUUCUUUGGCUUUUGCCGCCUUCUUCUUCUUCCGGCUCGUCGAUUCGAUCGUAUAUAUCUUGUAUAUGGCUUUUCUAUAAUUAUAUAUGUUUGGGUAGUUUCUGUACAUAUAUAGAUUAUACAUCAGUGUUACAGUUGGGUUCUGAUUUGAGUGGAAAUAUAGUAGGAUCAGAAGGGAUGCUCCAUUAUCUCA
This is a messenger RNA of Aegilops tauschii subsp. strangulata, 2373 nucleotides long. RefSeq names its product protein PSK SIMULATOR 1. The record is from RefSeq and is a predicted model, not a curated record. NCBI's taxonomy places the organism in Eukaryota, Viridiplantae, Streptophyta, Magnoliopsida, Poales, Poaceae. Gene Ontology annotation, biological process: positive regulation of growth.